Molecule: messenger RNA, 531 nt
Organism: Fusarium odoratissimum NRRL 54006
Lineage: Eukaryota; Fungi; Ascomycota; Sordariomycetes; Hypocreales; Nectriaceae
Exons: 1
Coding region: 1-531 (176 amino acids)
Source: RefSeq, a predicted model, not a curated record
AUGGCCGUCAUUGUUUUGAAUGACGACUUCGAUGUCCGAAUGGUCGAUAUUGGCAAGAUGCCAGCUCUUCUCACCCUCACAGGCGAGACAUACGGACUAAGUCAGCCACCAUCUUUCGAUUCUAUCAAGAAUAAAGUAGACAAGAUUGUUUCAAAAACAACAGUCCAAGUGCGUUUGCACGUGGCGAUCGACUUCGCACUCGCUCAGCAAGAGCGAGAAGUCGCUUUCUUUGGCCCGCAGCCCGAUCCUGUCGAGUCAACAAGAGAGCUAGAGAGCGGCACGUGCUGUAACAUGCAAGAAGUACGAGCAUUCGUGAAUCAAUUGGGCUGGACUGGCGAACCUCUUCAGGGCCCGAGCUCGGCGUGGCUUGAUCCUACGGUUCAUUCAGAAUGGCUUGGGCAUGGUGCCAGAGAUGAUAAGCUUAUUUAUGAAAGCCUAGAGAAGCAACAAAGAUGGGAUAUUCUUCGUCGGACUGUUGGACUAAAGGAGACCCCGCGCCGACUUCUCAAACGUCGAAAUAGCAUAUCUUGA